Coffea arabica (coffee) is the source of this 668-nucleotide messenger RNA. Lineage: Eukaryota; Viridiplantae; Streptophyta; Magnoliopsida; Gentianales; Rubiaceae. The record is from RefSeq and is a predicted model, not a curated record.
CAUAUCAACUUGCUAAUACCGUCUCUUGUUACCUGCUCACAAUGGCCUCGUUUUCAUUCAAGUUUACUCUGCUAAGCCUUCUGGCUAUCUUCGCCAAUUCUUGGAUGGCCAUAGCACGAGAUCCGGAUAUUUUAACAGAUUUCAUAGUGCCACCAAAUCUGAAUGGAAGUGAGAUCACCGGUCACUUCUUUACCUACCAUCUUAACACAACUGGAAACGGAGGUCCAGACGCACGAGAAACCGAUGUCACAAUGGAUGAGUUCCCAGCUCUUAAUGGCCAAGGUGUUUCACUUGCUGUUUAUACUUUCCCUCCACGUAGCGCAUAUCCAACUCAUAUUCAUCCUCGUGCUUCUGAGCUAUUUCUUGUCACCAAAGGCAAGGUUGAGGUUGGUCUUGUGGAUACCGCUAACAAGCUCUACAAAAACUCCCUUGGAGCUGGGGAUGUGUUUCUGUUCCCAAAGGGACUAGUACACUAUCAGUACAAUGCUCUUUCUAGAGCAUCAGCAUCAGCUGUUUCUUUCUUUGGUAGUGCCAGUCCUGGAGAAGUUUCACUUCCUACAACUUUGUUUGCAACUGGUAUUGAUGAUGGAAUUCUCGCAAAGAUAUUCAAGACUGAUGUUCCUACCAUUCAGAAACUCAAGAGUGGUCUUGCAACACCCAGGUUUUAG